GGUUCAGUGCUUAUAUUACAGAUACCUUUCGACAUUAAACCCAACCGAGGUAGGACUAGGCCAUUUUAAUGUCUCAGAGUGUUGCAGCAGACUUAUUUUACAUUUUCAAAUGUUGCAGUGCCUUACAAGACUUGCCUAGUGAUGUUGGUGAAGCGAUGGCAAGUUUGAUUUAUGCUGCCUCAAGAUGUGGUGAACUGCCAGAUCUACCCCGAAUACGUUGCCUGUUCAAAGAGAGAUAUGGAUCAGAAUUUGACAUUACCAGCGCUGAACUGCGGCAUGGGAAUCUUGUGAAUCCUCAGUUGAAAGAGAAGCUAGGCAUAACUCGGAUUCCAGACGAGGUGAAACAAGAGCUGAUAGGAGAUAUAGUUACCAAGGCCAAUAUCCGUCUGGCCCUCCAGGAUGUCCAAGACACGAUACACCAGAACUAUAGCUUCCCAGACAAAAGUUUCAAGUAUGAGCAGAAAGCUGAUGGGAUUCAAAUACAAGUUCCAAAAUCGGAGAUGGGGAGGAAACCUGAUGGGAUUUUUUGUUCUUUGUCAAAAGGUAAACUUUCGGUGGCCACUGCAUUCCCUUCUUAUAUUGGCUCAAAUAAUGGUUCAGGUAGCUCAGGCCCUAUGACUGAUUUAGCCAGAAAAGGCUCAAAUGGGAAAAGAGAUGGUUCCAAGAGGUUGAUGAAGUCAAAAUGCCAAACGGAAGCUCUCCCUUACUCCAGCCAUGUCCACCCCAAGUUUCCGGAAUAUGAUGAUGUGGUGGCCAAACUUGGCCGUCUCAAGGCAGAACAUAGUAGGCGUAAGACCUUUGCAUUUUCUGACAUUUUCGAGGAGGAUGUAGCAAUGGGAUAUCUCAAAUACGUUAGGUCAAAAGUGAAGUUUAGGUUGGAGUCGGGUGAAUGA
This is a messenger RNA of Rosa chinensis, 893 nucleotides long. RefSeq lists its product as uncharacterized. The coding region runs from base 69 to 893 and encodes 274 amino acids. Gene Ontology annotation, biological process: protein transport. NCBI's taxonomy places the organism in Eukaryota, Viridiplantae, Streptophyta, Magnoliopsida, Rosales, Rosaceae. The transcript has 3 exons. The record is from RefSeq and is a predicted model, not a curated record.